This is a messenger RNA of Pomacea canaliculata, 1596 nucleotides long. RefSeq lists its product as uncharacterized. Lineage: Eukaryota; Metazoa; Mollusca; Gastropoda; Architaenioglossa; Ampullariidae. Bases 358 to 1020 code for a protein of 220 amino acids. The record is from RefSeq and is a predicted model, not a curated record. The transcript has 7 exons.
UCCUCGCAUUUGGAUUUACUGUCUCCGGUAUUGGGACCAAGAUAAAGUAACAGUAGCUCUGUUUCUGAAGGUUUCGUGAUAUUUAUAAAUUUAUUGAAAGAGAAUUUUGUAGGCGACCUGCACAUAAUCUACACUUUGUCGAAGUAAACUCUUGUCGACCAUCUCCUCUUAGGCAGUCUGCCCCUCACAGAGACCCUGUUGUUCAUCCUUCGUCAAUAUGAACACCUUCCUUGUCCUUUGUAGCGCUUUCCUUCCAGGCGUGUUUUCUGCAGCCUUGGACUGUUCCGACUUUGGAACCGACAUAUACCAAGCCAGGGCUCAGCCUACUACCCCGAAGACGACGGGGGUGAUGUAGACAUGAAUGACCGCCCGCUUCAUACUCUUCAGGAAUUCUUGGCGGGAAACGCCCCAUACGUCAGCGUUGCCAUGGACGACCGCGCCGGCAUUAUAUACGGCACAAAAAUCUGUAUUCCGGAAUUGAACAUACAGUACAACACCUUCAUCGUAUUUGAGGUGGUGGACAUGGGGUCGGACACCAGUGGACAGGGUCACUCUCGUAUCAACAUCUGUGUCCAGGACGAGCAAGCUUCUCGCGAAACCACGAUUAACAGCGCCCUUACUCUCGUCUUUCCAUCCGUGGCCCCAGGACUGGAUUGUUCCGGAUUUGGAAGCCACACGUACCACGCCACAGGCACCGGGUACUACCCUGACGACAGCCCCAUCGAGGGCGGCUACGUGGACAUGAGGGGCCGCCCACUCCGCACCUUACAGGAUUUUCUUGAAGGAAGAGUACAGUAUGUCAGUGUUGCCAUGGACGACCACGCUGGUAUAGCCUACGGGACGCGGAUCUGUAUUAAGGAGCUAAACAUCAAGUACAACAAGCUCAUCGUGUUCGCGGUUGUGGAUACAGGCCCAUCGUUCCGAGGAAAGGGUUACACUCGUAUCGAUGUCUGUGUCGAAGACGAAAGAGCUUCCUUGGACCACACCAUCAACGGCCCUCUCACCCUUGUUUUCCCUUAAAGACAGAAUGAUUUUGUCAGUGCAACUGUCCUUUGGGUUUGCUAGAAAACUAUUAUGGGAAAGUUGACUGUACGCUCAUAUCACGAAAAGAUAUCGUGUGUUUACUCCUGAUCGUGUGAUGUCUUUAAAUAUUCGGACAAAAGUUCUCUAAGCACACGAGUAAAGAAACAGGAAUCAUCAUCAUCAUCAUCAUCAUCAUUCAUCAUCACAUCAACAACAACAACAUCCUCCUCCUCAUCAUCAUCAUCAUCAAAGGCACCACCAGCAUCAUCAUCAUCAACAACAACAACAUCUCCUCCUCAUCAUCAUCAUCAUCAAAGGCACCACCAGCAUCUCUAUAUACAAAUAAUUCUCUGCUUUAAGCCCUUGCGAAAAUCUCCCAAUACACCAUAUUUUUUUAACAAUAUCAUGAAGGAAUUUCACUCACUGCAACACGGGGAACACCUGGUCAAAAAUGAGAUUUUGAAAAGACUAGGGGAAGGUAGCAUUAGAACCUUAACAACACAGUAACGGUCAUCAAGUACUUAACCCUCCUCUACCUGACUGAAGUAAUAAAAGUCAUGUUGAUACAUUAUC